GUUUUCUGCAAGGCCUGCCUGAAUACCAGAACUUCUUGACCAUCAACUGUUAUAUAAUGUCAAAACGCUUUGCCGAAUCAGAUGGCCAUGAAGCUAGAGACAACAAGCGCACAAAGACACAUCCUCCGGUCGCUGUGAUCCCUGCUACCGACAUCUUCUCCGCUCGUCAGCUUCAGGAACUUUUACAAUUCAGCCAAGAUGGCGUCCAGGAUCUGAGAAAUGGCAUCCAGUCCUUCAAACAGUUUUUGGAACUGAUUCUGUAUCAAACCGAUGAGCCUAAUCGUCCGGCCAAGAUCAACAUUCUGAAUGACUACCUGGACUCCGCCAAACUGAAAGCUUCCCGUGACAAGGAUGCUGAAUAUCUGCCCGACUUCAUGCAGGCAUGGGGCUUUGCGAAUCAGACCAACAACGACUACCUGGCUUCAUCCGUCUCGUCGAUCCUUGCUCUGCUCCUAAAAACUAUUGCCACUUUGAUUGACUCUCGCGAAUAUGGCAUUCUUCUCAUCAAGACUCUCCUAACACAUGCUCAAUUGAAGCUCAUAUCAAGAAGCGUAUCAGCUCCGAAGCACAAGGAACAUGUCAUCUCACCAUCUCUCCGUAUUCUUACUGAGAUGGUCUCUUUCGAUGGUGGUCUCAUGGCCAAGCAAGUCUAUGCAAAGCGUGACUUUACCUUCGAAACGAAGAUUGUCGCACGUAACCUAUGUCUAAUCAAGAGCGGCUCUGGGCCUUCUGUGCGCUCAAACGCGGUCCGCUACCUGCUCGCAAACUUCAAGCACCAGGGCGAAGGUGCAAAGAUUGAUAUUCUUAAGAACGGUCACAUCAUCAAGGCUCUGUUCGACCAUCUCAAGGACGACUCUGCCGAUGCUCUCCAGGAGAUCUUCAAGACACUGGAAACUGGUAUUCUACGCGACGAGACCAUCCCUCGUGCAACAAAAACCCAGACCAUGAGCGAGCGUUCUCUGGCUGGUGUCCUUGCCGCUCUACGCACAUUCGACGCCACCGAAAGCCCGACAGGCGACAACUCCACUCUGAUCCGUGGCAAGGCCGCAAUCAUCUCCUUCUUGAAGCUCGUCAGCACCACUCCUUCUCUCGGUCUUCUUCGCCCUAGUGGUUGGUAUCCUCCAGGAAGUGAGCGCCACACCAGAGAACAGAACGACGAUGUUGAGACCGAUCUCGCGCUUGAUCUUGGACUGGAUUCUGUUGACUGGUACAACAAAUUCCAGGGUCAGGUCACCGUGCGAAACACUAUCCUUUCUGGCUUUUCGCAGACUCUCAAGCCCUACGCAAGCGAGGAGGAGAGAGAUAUUCUACUAUCCAUCUUUGCGGCCGCGCCGGAAAUCAUCGCCGACUACUACUUUGCAAGAGGCGAGAAGUUCUCAUUCGAGCCCAAGCUUACAAACACAUGGAUUGGAUAUGCGUCAUUCCUGUUCUCAUCAGUAAAAGUGCCCUUCCCCAAGUACUUUGGAGCUCAGGACCAUUACGCAAGCUGCCCUCCCCCAGUUUCGAUCGCUAUUGAGAAUAUUCUUCCAUUGCCUCUUACUCAAAGAAUCUUGACCAAAUCCUUGAACCAGUCUUCCGAGCUCAUCACACUCUUUGCCGUCCGUAUACUGGUCGUCGCCUUCCAGAAAUUGCAACAAGUAUUACAAACUUUCAACGUUGCUGCCGCUGAAGGCAAUCCGUUGUGGAAGGAAGGCUCGAUCAGACUAAUUGCAGAGUUCUGUCAAAGAUGCCCAGCGAUUAAGGAUGUCAUUGCUGCUUUCCGCAAGAUCUCUGAUGACAACAUCCUCCAAAAAGAGGCCGUCUCGAGACUACUCCGCAUGUACUACCAAGUCACACCGCAAGCUGCGUUGGAGGAGAAGUUUGACGUUUCUCAAGCUUUGACUGUUGCCAUGUCAAGGGUUGAGACAGUAACUUCGGAAAGCGAGAAUUAUGCUUUCCGUCUGCUCGAGCUGCAGCACCUACUCGUCAUUGCCCAAUGCUCUGCAGGUAUGCGAUGGUGGCACAAACAGGGGUCGCUCAAGUUUUCUCCCUUCACCACGCUUCUCCGUUUGAGCGCACAGACUCCCGUGGACCAAUCUACCGGAUCUGAGUUCAUCAAUCUGCUUCAGUCAGUCAUUGAUGAACAUGGCAUCCUCCAGCAGCAAACCGAGGAAAAGUCUGUGAAUGCUUUCAUCGCCAGUCUCGUGGGUGGUGAUGCCUGGAAGUCAAGCGAUUCUCUCUACACUUUCAUUGACGACUGUCUCGGUCGCCUUGUAAGGAAGCCGAUCAAGUAUCUCGAUGAUAUUGAUGAGAUUGCUGGCGGUAAUGAUCAUGGCAAGAUCGUCAGUGUCCUCGUCAUGGUCUGCCUCGAACAGAUUCCUUUCACCUCGAAACUCUCAGAGGAGGAUCGUGUUAACGUUUUGAUCUGGUUCUCUCGCUUCCUCGAACUGCUCAAGCUUACUGGAGAAGAUGUUGAGCUACUGCAGCUCAUCAGAGAGAGAGUUCCAGACUUGCCUGCUGUCUCUUCCCUCGAGCUUGAGCCAACCUUGAGGUCAAUUACCUCACGAAGACAGUCAGACGAUGAUAAGACUUCAGGUCCGGCAUCCUCGACCGACAACAAGUCAACGAAGCAACCUCUUGCUUUCUCAGAGCCUCCUGUCGAAAAGCACAACCAUCCUGAGUUGAGCAGAUGGCAACAGAAGGAUCUGGAAGAGUCGCUCGAGAAUGGUGAUAUUGACAGUCUGAUCCUGUGCCUGUCUUCCUCAGAUAGCUCCGUCAGAUUGCAAGCACAUGCCGCACUCCGCAAGCUUAUGGUGAGAGUGAAGGAGUCUACAAACGACGACAAAGAUCAGAUAUAUCUCCUGCUCGGCGAGCUCUCUGAGACGGUAUUAGAGCUUUCACCGCCGAUAGCACAACAGCCGCUUCCCUACAUCGCCACCGUUUUUGCUACACAAGCUCUCGGCAUUCUCCAGGACCCGUCGCAUUUCAUGUACCCCAAGAUCAACAAGUACCUGAAUAAGGGCCCAGUCUGGAAUGUUGGCAAGUUGGCAAACUACUGGAUCGACAGAACUGUGCUCGAAACACCUGAGGAAGACGACAAGCACUGGGCAGAGAUUGAGUUCGUUCUUGAGUUCUUCACCUUGGGCACGAGAACGCUUCAGGAUGUCCACCUCUUGCUCCCUCGUAACUGUAUGGAGAAGGUCUUGGAUAUCUUUGCAUCACCCUCCGCGCCAAAGGGUGUGAAGGAUGCGGUGUUGAAGGUGGCCUACAGAGUCGCCGCCGUUGGUGGUGCCACCAGCCUGGUCACUAGAACAGGCGUGUUGGCUUGGCUAGACAUGAGAUCAAAGGUUGGCGAUGUGGAUGUAGCGACACUAGAGGUCUUGAAGCGUAAGGUCACUGACGGUCUGGAUGAGACAAGAGUAAAGACAUGGAGUAAGGGAGCAUUGACGACUGUUGGAGCAUAGAAGAGAGAUGACCUUCUAUUACAUAAUGUAGCAAAGCAAGCAUACCAUACAGUAACCCAUGACAACAUCUCCGAAGAAUUGACAUGCAGGGAGCCAUCAGGCCUACCAACCCAAGCUGCCAAAUCCAAAAC
Molecule: messenger RNA, 3574 nt
Organism: Aureobasidium subglaciale EXF-2481
Lineage: Eukaryota; Fungi; Ascomycota; Dothideomycetes; Dothideales; Saccotheciaceae
Exons: 1
Coding region: 57-3443 (1128 amino acids)
Biological process (GO): maturation of LSU-rRNA from tricistronic rRNA transcript (SSU-rRNA, 5.8S rRNA, LSU-rRNA); maturation of 5.8S rRNA from tricistronic rRNA transcript (SSU-rRNA, 5.8S rRNA, LSU-rRNA)
Cellular component (GO): nucleolus
Source: RefSeq, a predicted model, not a curated record